GUGGCGGCGGGACUUGGCGGAACAUGGCGGCGCGCUUGGCUGGGCGCUGCCUGUGGGGCGGGCGCCAGGGACGCCGGUUCAUCUCCACAGCAACUGUUUCUCGACUGACAUCAGAUGACGUGAUUCAGAUGCGUAAUGAGCUCUUCACCAAAGAGAAGGAGCGACAGUUGUCUCUUUAUCCACGGAUUGAGAAAAUCGAAGUAAAAUACAUUGGGAAAUCGCACCCUGGCAGUGUGUUUGUGAUGAACAAGGCUUUGUCCACACCAUACAAUUGUGCCAUGCACUUAAGUGAAUGGCACUGCAAGAAAUCCAUUCUAGCUCUUGUGGAUGGUGAAGUGUGGGAUAUGUACAGACCCUUGACCAAAUCAUGUGAAAUUCAGUUCCUUACUUUCAAAGACGAAGAUCCAGAAGAAGUAAACAAGGCCUAUUGGCGCUCCUGUGCCAUGAUCAUGGCAUGUGUGUUAAAGCGGGCAUUCAAAGAUGAGUACUCAGUGAGUCUGAUCAAAGCUCCAGAAGUGCCAGUGAUCUCUGGAGCUUUCUGUUAUGAUGUGAUUUUGGACAACAGGCUUAACGACUGGAAACCGACAAAUGAAAACUUCCGUUCUCUUACAAGAGAUGCCAGAAAGCUCAUUGAUAAAGACCUGCCGUUUGAAACCCUGCACGUUGAGGCAAAAGUAGCGUGUGAAAUGUUUCAGCAUAACAGACACAAAAUGGAGAUGAUAGAACAAAAAGCUUCUCAGAACACGGAAGGAAUUGUAACAUUACACAGGUUUGGUGAUUUUGUAGAUGUUAGUGAAGGCCCUCAUAUUCCAAGGACAAGUUUCUGUUUCCAGUAUGAGAUAACAGCAGCCCAUAAUCUUCAGACUGACCAAUCUGAAUUGAUUAGGAGAUUCCAGGGUGUGUCUCUGCCAGUCUGUUUGAAGGCUCACCACACCGUGUGGCACAGGCUGCUGGAAAGAUCAAAGAAGCUGGUCACUGAAGAGAAAUAUUUGGAAGCAGCAGCGGCAGCAGCAGAAUGUCAUGAGGCGAAAGAUGGAACUGAAGAAGGAAAAGAUCUAUCAAUUUAAAUUAAAUUUAACCUCUAAAUGUACAUAAUAAAAUAUGUAUUUUUUACAUUACUUACUGUACUGCAUGUAAAAAUAACUUAUUUAUUUAAAUGCUGGGGGCCUGUGUCACAGAUAGAUACAAAGCUGUUGCCAGGUAUUUCAGUCCACUUUGAAGAAUUCACUCAUUUUGCAAAUUACCCUUUUCUUUAAUUCAAGAAUUAUUAUGUGACU
Molecule: messenger RNA, 1277 nt
Organism: Colius striatus (speckled mousebird)
Lineage: Eukaryota; Metazoa; Chordata; Aves; Coliiformes; Coliidae
Gene: MRPL39
Product: mitochondrial ribosomal protein L39
Exons: 10
Coding region: 24-1067 (347 amino acids)
Cellular component (GO): mitochondrion
Molecular function (GO): RNA binding; nucleotide binding
Source: RefSeq, a predicted model, not a curated record